Plectropomus leopardus (leopard coralgrouper) is the source of this 4941-nucleotide messenger RNA. NCBI's taxonomy places the organism in Eukaryota, Metazoa, Chordata, Actinopteri, Perciformes, Serranidae. The record is from RefSeq and is a predicted model, not a curated record.
AUUCCCAGAUAGUGAACUCGUCCUAACACUGCCAUGUUGGAUGGAGCUGGCUCUGGGCUCUCUGGCGGCUGGACUUCCCAGGAAACUUUUUACCGUUUUCCGUCUUCGCUCAGUCGCUGCAAUUUUGACCUUAUUUUAAAGAGCAGCGGGACUUUGCACUGCAUCCCUAAACGGCAUACAUUUUCUGGACACCGUCUGUCUUGCGCACCCCCGGGAUAAACCCAACCGGUGUGAGGGGGGUCGAAGGAAGGCCACGGAUGACCGAGGGAUUGUUUAUGUAUCUUUUUGGAUCUCAUAUAACGAGUUACAGUCGGUGCAUACUUUAUAAAUUGAUCCCUAAUAAUGAGUGGACACCCGCCGCAACGGCGGCAAACAAAUGUCGGUUCAAUACUACUGACACCGCAGGAAAAUGAAUGCCUUUUCAACCACCUUGGCAGGAAAUGCAUCUCUUUGUCUUCAGCAGUGGUCCAGGUGUUCACAGCAGAUAGGAACUCCAGCUGGAACAAGAGAUGCUGCGGGGUGGCCUGUCUGGUCAAAGACAAUCCUCAACGAUCCUACUUCAUCAGGGUCUUUGACAUCAAGGACGGUAAGAUGAUGUUUGAGCAGGAGCUGUACAACAACUUCAGCAUCUACCUCCCCAAACCUUACUUCAUGACAUUUGCUGGAGAUACCAUGAGGUAUGUGGGACUGUUGUUUGCCAGUGAGGAGGAGACCAAACGUUUCCGCACCCAAGUGACAGAGCUAGUUGGGAGAAGACAAAGGAAAACUGAGAAGAGACGCGACCCUCCAAAUGGCCCAUCAUUGCCCAUGGCUACAGUCGACAUCAAAAACCCAGAGAUCAGCAAUGUUCAUCGUUACCAUAACAACUCUCAGAUGAACAACAUCGUGCACUCGUCUUUCCCCAAGAGAGAGAAAAAGGGCAAGGCGAAGAAGAAGAGGUUGACCAAGGCGGACAUCGGCACACCAAGCAACUUCCAGCACAUUGGCCACGUAGGAUGGGAUCCAAACACAGGAUUUGAUUUGAAUAACUUGGACCCAGAGCUGAAGAAUCUGUUUGAUAUGUGCGGCAUCUCCGAGGCCCAGCUUAAGGACAAGGAAACCUCAAAGGUCAUCUACGACUUCAUAGAGAAGAAAGGGGGCGUAGAAGCUGUCAAAAAUGAGCUACGGAGACAAGCUCCUCCACCUCCUCCAUCCAGAGGUGGCCCUCCUCCCCCACCCCCACACCACGGCUCGGCCCCCCCUCCCCCUCCUCCUGCCAGGGGGCGAGGUGCCCCACCACCUCCUCCUCCCUCCAGAGCUCCCGUCUCUGCACCCCCUCCUCCCCCUCCAUCCCGACCUGGCAUGGCCGCUCCCCCACCUCCCCCGCCCAGCCGAGGCUCUCUCCCUCCUCCUCCUCCACCAGCCCACGCCUCAAUACCUGUGGUGCCUCCCCCACCACCUCCUCCUCCCUCAUCCUCAAUUCCAUCCAGUGCCGGAGGACCACCUCCUCCCCCUCCACCUCCCCCACCUCCUGGCCCUCCACCCCCUGCUCCUCCGCUGCCGGAGGCUAAUGGAGGGGACAGCGGCAUGCCCGGUAAGUCGGCCCUGCUGAGUCAGAUCAGAGAAGGCACCCAGCUGAAGAAGGUGGAGCAGAGAGAGCGGCCGGUGUCCAGCACCGGCAGAGACGCACUUCUGGACCAAAUCCGACAAGGAAUCCAGCUCAAACCGAGAGAUGAUAAUCCGGAUUCAGCUCCUUCCACCCCGGCCCCCUCGGCAGGCAUCGUGGGGGCCCUGAUGGAGGUGAUGCAGAAACGGAGCAAGGCGAUUCACUCUUCAGAUGAGGACGAUGACGAUGAGGAUGAGGAGGACUUUGAGGAUGAUGAUGAAUGGGAGGACUAGCGAUAUUUUUGUUUCUUUUUUUUUUCUCCCCUCCCCACCCGUGGAUGAUUAUGACACUAAAAUAGUUCUUGUCUUUCUUAAAAGAAAUCUUUAAUUUCAAAGUUCUAAAUGUAAAUGUUCUAUCAAUUUGCUGUAUAUUUUUGUUGCCUUUAUGCUUUUUUAUUAAUCUGUGCAAUACCUCAUUUAAUCUGUAAAUGUCUGUCAUUCUCAUAUCUUAGGUUUCUUUAUCUCUGUCAUGUCUGUCUCUGUUCUGCCGGCUCCAUCUCUCUCGUCUCUUGAUAGCAAACAUGUCACAUUUUAACUACGUUCGGAUUUUUUUCGUCUCUCUGCAUCUCUUUCUUCUCCUCCCACGUCCCCCGACUCUUUGAUGUUCAUCACCUCCAUCUGUCUCUCAGCCAUCCUUCAUGUCUGCUGCCUCCCUUCACACCUGUUCCCUCCUUGUCACUCUCCCAUGUUCCCCAGAUUAACACGUGCAAUUUUUCAUCAAGUCGUUUCUUAGAGUUGAAUGUUUAUUUUUCUUCUUUUGGUCAGUGAUUGAAGGGUUAGUCGCCACGGAUCCUUCAUUAAUCGUGUCUUCAUUGUUCGUCACGAGGAAAAAAAAACUAUUUUCAUACCCUAUUGCUCUCUAGUUUAUUUUUACUUAUUCAAAUGAUCCUAGUUUAGCACUCAUAUUUUCUUAAAAACAAAAACGAAAAAAAGGAAAAUGCUCUUUUUGGAAUAUUUAGCUUCAUUUGCUGUCGACUGUAAAUUUGCUCCAGAGUUUUGAGUCUUGUUAUAUUUUUGCACAGAUUGAAAGAGGAGACUCGCUGCAUGAAUACAGGACAUUUUCAGGUCUGUAUCAUUACGAAAUACAUAUGCUUUAAGUAAUGAGGCACUUGGACAUUAAGCAUUUUUAACCGUUAACCCACCACACUACAUACAGGACACGCAUGGAGGUAGCCCACAGUGUUAUUACUGGCUAUCUGCUGUGAAUUGUCUUUUCUUUUUUUGCCACUGUCACUACAGAUUCAGUUGAAAUUAUGCUUAUUUUCUUUUUAUCAUUUUCUUCUUUUUUUUUUACAAUAGCAAGCAGAGUAUUGUUUGUUGGAAUCAGGUCAUUCAUCAUGUAAAGCUUGAGGAAUAAAGACAUUUUAGUUUUACACACCUGAUGCUUAUAAUGGGUCCAUAUGCUAAGUUACUGUACAGAAACCGCGGGGCUAAAGCAGUGUUUUUUCCUGUUAUAGACACUAAGUGCUGACAAAGUAUAGGGAGAAACGCUAGAUUCAUGGCAUUAUUCAAAUAAGUAUCAAUAGUUUCUUGACUAACUAGUAAAUCAUGAGGUGUAAUAUAGGAAAUGCUUAUUAUUAAGAACUCAAACAGUGGUCAGUUAUUCCCUACAAAGACCAGAUAGUCAGAUGUCAAUAUGUAUUUCAACCAAACUAAAUGAUGUUUCCUGAUAAUUUUUGCUGUGGGAUCAUUUUAAGAUGGAUUUGCCACAAGGGACAAAACUUUUAAUGCAAAAAUCAAAUUUAAAAAUGAUUUUAAAAAGUCUUCUGCUUUUUGAUGAAGACAACUGCAAUGGCAUGACUUGUCCUGGUGUGGUUAACCCAUCCAAUCUUGCUCAAACUUAGCAGAGUUGGAGAAAUUUAACCUAUUUAUGACUGUGAUUUUAGCAGUUCAUUACUUUGUGGCCUAAUGUGGCGACACUGUACUCAUGCAGUGCUCGCUAUUCAACCAGAGCAAAUGUGUGAAAAAAGACUAUAACUUACUAAACAGCAGCUACUGCAGCCACAAGUAACGGAAAUUUAGAAAAAGGCUAAAACCUGAUGAUCAUGGUAGCACAAAUGGAGAAAAACUGUCAGUCAUAAAGCAAAAGAGAGCCCUCCCCCUUCGGUUGUCCAUUAUUACUUCAGAAAUAUGUGUACAAUUUUAAAAAAUAAUAAUAAAAACUUGACCCUGUCUCACCAGGAAUUACACAUAAUGUUGCAAGUUAAGAGUUUAGUUUGGUUUUAUUGAGUAGUACCAUAUAGCUUUAUUACAAACUGUUCACUGAAUUACAUCUAUAGGCUCGUAGAUAACGCACGCCAAACAAGUAAUGUUAGCUACAUUCAUUGUUUGCUAGCUAGCUAGAUAGACCUUAUUUUAGCUGAUGUGUUUUAUCUAGUUAUUUUUCUUUUUAUAAGCUGGCGGGAAAAGAAAGAAUAAACCACCUUUUCUCGUGUGAGCACAUCCCAGACAUCACUUGCAUGACCUUUGGUUGUGUUAUCUUUCUAAUUAUGUAUUUUCACGUUCUUAUACAACAGUUUUAUGACAUACUGCAACUUUUUUGACAAGCAAAAUUAUCUUUUCAAUUGACAAAAAUAUGUGUAAUUCAUGGCAAAAAAAGACAGGAUCAAAAUUUUCUCUCCCUUCAGUCAUAGUAGACCAGUUAGCAUUUGUUAGCAUAAGCCAGCAUAUGCUAACUGGUCAUCCCAGACCACAAAAAGCUGUAGCAGCAAAACCCAUUUUAGAGUAUUGAAUUGCACGAGAGUGCAUUUUAUUGCUAAGAAAUUAAACCUUUUAUUCGUAAGAGGAAAAUGUUUUAAUUCUUCUUUCAAAGGUUUUAGUCUCACUUCAAAUUUUCUUGUUAAAUGGGCCGCUAACUGCCAACUCUUUUGUCCGUUAAGCGUCAAACAGAAAGCUUGGCCUUCCAGGGUUUCUCUUCGGCUGCACAUGCGAACGAGUAGCAUGCUAAUAUUACUAUCAUAUUGUGAGUCAUAGGAGAGCUAAUACAGAAACAUCUUUACCACAGUUUAAAAAACAUCCAGAAAAAAUAAGACAAUGAAAGGUCAAAAUGUGUUUUGUCUUUGUCCUCUUUAAAUUCAGUCUUUUAGAGAUAAAUUGCCACUUGUUUGAUGUAAGAACUGACCUCUUCUGUCGAAUAUCAAGAUACUUUUUGGGGGAAAACCUAGCCAUGUUUUUGCUGAUGUUAGCGUCUGUAGGUGACUCGGGUUAAUAGGAUGUUAUGGACGUCAAGCCUAAUCAAUGAGGUUUGACAAAUAAUGAACUCUUACAUUGUACACUCCAAUAAAAGGUUGAUAUUUA